Molecule: messenger RNA, 2355 nt
Organism: Cicer arietinum (chickpea)
Lineage: Eukaryota; Viridiplantae; Streptophyta; Magnoliopsida; Fabales; Fabaceae
Product: prolycopene isomerase, chloroplastic
Biological process (GO): carotenoid biosynthetic process
Molecular function (GO): carotenoid isomerase activity; oxidoreductase activity
Source: RefSeq, a predicted model, not a curated record
UUCCAUUUUCAUCAAGUAUCAACUUCCAUUAAAAAAAAUGAAAAUCUGUUAUUUGUCGUCGUCUCCACUAAGAAUCAAUUUUAUUUAGUGAGUGGAAUCAUUUUCAUGGCAUUACCUAUUAUUAUUAAUUUAUUUUUUCCUCUCACAACAACACUUGCAUUUUCUCCCAAAACAACCAACCAUGUCCAAUUUCCCUUUCCUCUCCCUUUCUAACCACACCCCCAUCAACUACCAUCACACCCCACCUCCUCCGACCACUUUUCAAAACUCCAACUUCCACACAAAGUUUCAAUCUUUAGCUUUAAGAGGCUAUGGAGAAAGUAAAUUUGCAUCUGGGUCAUGCUCUAAUGCUCCUAGGAGCGCAAAAGCUCGUAGAAGAAAAUGGGUGUUGGUGAAAGGGGUGGUGGGAGGUGGGAAGAGAGUGAAUUUUGGUGAUGGAUUUGAUGCAAUUGUUAUUGGGUCUGGGAUUGGAGGGUUGGUUGCUGGGACACAGUUGGCAGUGAAAGGUGCUAGAGUUUUGGUUUUGGAGAAGUAUGUUAUUCCUGGUGGAAGUUCUGGGUUUUAUCAUAGGGAUGGUUAUACUUUUGAUGUAGGGUCUUCUGUCAUGUUUGGUUUCAGUGAUAAGGGUAAUCUCAAUUUGAUAACACAAGCAUUGGAAGCAGUUGGUUGUCCGAUGCAGGUGAUACCUGAUCCGACGACUGUUCAUUUCCAUCUACCGAACAACCUCUCUGUUCGAGUGCACAAAGAAUAUGAUAAAUUCAUCGAAGAACUCACCAGUUAUUUUCCCCACGAAAAGGAUGGUAUCCUCAAAUUCUAUGGUGAAUGCUGGAAGAUUUUCAACGCACUGAAUUCGUUGGAGUUGAAGUCAUUAGAGGAGCCACUCUACCUUUUUGGACAGUUUUUUCAGAAGCCGCUUGAGUGCUUGACAUUAGCCUAUUAUUUGCCUCAAAAUGCUGGAGCCAUAGCGCGGAAGUAUAUUAAGGAUCCGCAGUUGUUGUCUUUCAUAGAUGCAGAGUGUUUCAUAGUGAGCACCGUCAACGCUUUGCAGACUCCAAUGAUCAAUGCUAGCAUGGUUCUGUGUGAUAGACACUUCGGUGGGAUUAACUAUCCUCUCGGUGGUGUUGGCGGGAUCGCAAAGUCAUUGGCAAAAGGUCUAGUUGAUCAGGGCAGUCAGAUACUUUACAAGGCAAAUGUCACGAGUAUUAUCACUGAGCAGGGCAAAGCUGUAGGAGUGAGGCUUUCAGAUGGCAGAGAGUUCUUUGCCAAAACAGUAAUAUCAAACGCUACCAGAUGGGACACAUUUGGAAAGUUAAUAAAAGGAAAAACACUUCCGAAAGAGGAAGAAAACUUCCAGAAAGUUUAUGUUAAAGCUCCGUCUUUUCUUUCAAUCCACAUGGGGGUUAAAGCAGAGGUUUUGCCGCUAGAUACGGAUUGUCACCAUUUUGUGCUCGAGAACAACUGGACCAAUUUGGAGGAGCCAUAUGGAAGUAUCUUUUUGAGUAUACCAACUGUACUUGAUUCAUCGUUAGCUCCUGAAGGUCGUCAUAUCCUUCAUAUAUUCACGACGUCUUCGAUGGACGACUGGAAGGGUCUCUCGAGAAUCGAAUAUGAGGCAAAGAAGCAGAUUGUUGCUGAUGAAAUCAUAAGCAGAUUAGAGAAGAAAUUGUUUCCAGGUCUUAGUUCAUCCAUUGAUUUUAUAGAGGUAGGGACACCAAAGACACAUCGACGAUUCCUAGCCCGUGACGAGGGUACUUAUGGACCAAUGCCACGCGGCAUUCCAAAGGGGUUAUUAGGAAUGCCAUUUAAUACAACAGGCAUAGAUGGUCUUUACUGUGUUGGAGACAGUUGCUUCCCUGGGCAGGGUGUUAUCGCUGUAGCUUUCUCUGGAGUUAUGUGUGCUCAUCGAGUAGCUGCAGAUAUCGGGUUGGAGAAAAAGUCACCGGUUUUGGAUGCCAUGCUGCUUCGGUUGCUUGGAUGGUUUAGAACACUGGCAUGAGUGUUAUAAUUUGUAUGAUCCGUGAGUCUCUAUGUAUUAUCCUGUAUAACAUUACUUUUUUUUUUUUUUUUAUAUUUCUUAAUUUUUGGUUGGGAAUAGAGGGAAAUAGAUUCGACGAAUUUGCGUAGUUAUAGAAUUAGGGUGUCCUAUGGGACAACUUACAUUCUACAAUGUAUUUAAAAGCAGAUUUUCUGAAGUUGGGAUCUUGAGCUGUCCCACUGAAAUUUAACGGCCAAGAUUUCUUAGAUACAUGCUUCUAUAACUGCCAAGAAUCUGAAUUCGAGAGUGAGGGGAUGUGAAGUGUGAAAUGUAAAUUGUCUCUGAAUGAUCAGUUUUUAUGUAACUAUGCAUUUUUAUCA